AUGGCUCAGGCGCAACAACAACUGAGCCAUAAAGAUGCCGCUCUGUUCAGACAGGUGGUUCGGCAUUUUGAGAACAAGCAAUAUAAAAAAGGCCUCAAAGCUGCGGAACAAAUCCUGCGAAAGAAUCCCAACCAUGCCGACACCAUCGCAAUGAAAGCCCUGAUAAUCGGGUCGCAAGGUCAGACUGAGGAAGCUUUCGCUCUGGCCAAGGUCGCCCUGAACAACAACAUGAAGUCACAUGUCUGCUGGCACGUCUACGGAUUACUCUAUCGUAGUGAGAAGAACUAUGAAGAAGCCAUCAAGGCCUACAAGUUUGCGCUGAGACUAGAGCCCGAUUCGGCGCCUAUACAACGAGAUUUGGCUCAUCUUCAAAUCCAGAUGCGAGACUACGAAGGUUACGUCCAAAGUCGGAGGAGUAUGUUGACGCAAAGGCCCAGCGUCAGGCAAAACUGGACCGCCCUCGCUAUUGCGCACCAUCUGGCGGGAAAUUACGAGGACGCCGAGACCGUGCUCUCCACUUACGAGGAUACCUUGAAGACGAAGCCCAGCAGAUCUGAUCUCGAACAUUGGGAAGCCGUUCUCUACAAGAACUCCAUCAUCGCAGAGUCGGGCAACAUUCAGAAAGCGUUAGAUCACCUGGAGGCGGUGGGGAAGAAAAGCCCGGAUGUUCAGGCCGUCAUGGAGAUGCGUGCGGACUAUCUCGCUCGUCUCGGUCGGAAACAAGAGGCUGAGGCUGCUUACGCAGCUCUUUUGGAGCGCAACCCGGACGAUUCAGCUUACUAUGAUGGUUACGUCGAGGCCAAGGGACUGAAAGACGGCCCGGUUUCGGAACUCCACAAGACGUAUCAGGAGCUAGCAGACAAAUUUCCCAAGGCAGAUCUGCCAAGACGGCGAAUUCUAGAUGUUCUCACGGGGGAUGAUUUCAGACAAGCUGCAGACGCCUAUUUACAGAGAAUGCUGCGAAAAGGCAUACCUUCGACGUUCGCCAACAUUAAGCACUUGUACAUGGACGAGUCGAAGCGUGACAUCGUCCAAGAAUUGGCCGAGGGGUAUGCGGCCGGCAAGUUAGGUUCCCAAACGAAUGGAGCCUCGGAGAAUGGCGAGAGCAAAGAGGACUCGCGCUUCAAAUCCUCGGCCCUUUACUUCCUUGCACAGCAUUACAACUACAAGCUCAGUCGGAACCUCGAAAAGGCCUUGGAAUAUGCCGACAAAUGCAUAGAGCUCGAGCCCAAAUCGGUAGACUUUCAUGCGGUCAAGGCACGGACUUACAAGCACAAGGGUGACUUGGUCAAGGCCGCCGAGCUCAUGGACCAGGCCCGCUCAUUAGACGAGAAGGAUCGGGCUAUCAACACAAAGUGCGCCAAAUAUCAGUUGCGAGCCGAUCAAAACGACAAGGCUUUGGAGACCGCAGGCAAGUUCACCCAAAACAAGACUGGCGGCCCCCUAAGCGAUUUGAUCGAUAUGCAAUGCGUGUGGUACCUCACGGAAGACGGACAAUCAUACCUCCGCCAACGGAAACUGGGACUGGCAUUGAAACGGUUCCACCAGGUCUCUGCCAUCUUCGACCUUUGGCAGGAGGAUCAGUUUGAUUUCCACAAUUUUUCACUGCGGAAAGGCAUGAUUCGUGCCUACAUUGACAUGUUGCGAUGGGAGGACCGACUACGUGAACAUCCGUUUUACCAUAACAUGGCCCUCUCAGCGGUCCAAGCUUACAUUCUGCUGGCCGACAAUCCUGACCUCGUACACGGCCCGAUCAUGGAUAACGGCAAUGGGACCAGUAAACCCGGCGAGAUGAGUGCGGCGGAUCGGAAAAAGGCGCUUAAGAAGGCCAAGAGGGAACAAGAAAAGAUGGAAAAGGCCGAAGCGGAGAAGAAGGCUGCCCUCAAGGCUGCCAAACCUACGCCGAAAAGCGAAGAUCCCGACAACAAGAAGGAAGAUCCUGACCCCUUCGGCAAGACUUUGGUGGAGACGAAAGAGCCGCUCAAGGACGCCAUGAAGUUCCUGACUCCAUUACUUGAACUGUCUCCUCAGUCAGUUGCCGCUCAGUCUGUCGGCUUUGAGGUGUACAUGCGCCGCAAGAAAUAUUUGCUCGCCACCAAAUGUCUCCUCGCUCUCAACGCUUUGGACGCCAAGCACGAGAGGCUGCCAGAGUUCAAGAGCCAGCUGAAGCAGGUCCUCACAGAGCAGCCUGCCGAAUUAUCUGACAACGUCGCAGACAUUAUCAAGUCAGAGACGAGUGAUCUGUUUCAGUGA
Messenger RNA from Exophiala dermatitidis NIH/UT8656, 2253 nucleotides. Its product is annotated as N-terminal acetyltransferase catalytic subunit (NAT1). The transcript has 2 exons. Bases 1 to 2253 code for a protein of 750 amino acids. Gene Ontology annotation, molecular function: protein binding; protein-N-terminal amino-acid acetyltransferase activity. The record is from RefSeq and is a predicted model, not a curated record. Gene Ontology annotation, cellular component: cytoplasm; NatA complex. NCBI's taxonomy places the organism in Eukaryota, Fungi, Ascomycota, Eurotiomycetes, Chaetothyriales, Herpotrichiellaceae. Gene Ontology annotation, biological process: N-terminal peptidyl-methionine acetylation.